Lathyrus oleraceus (garden pea) is the source of this 1641-nucleotide messenger RNA. RefSeq lists its product with no specific name. The transcript has 3 exons. Bases 95 to 1423 code for a protein of 442 amino acids. The record is from RefSeq and is a predicted model, not a curated record. NCBI's taxonomy places the organism in Eukaryota, Viridiplantae, Streptophyta, Magnoliopsida, Fabales, Fabaceae.
AACAACAACAUAUUCAUUAAAUUCAAUAUAUAUAUUGCAACAGUAUGUCAUUCAUAUUCACACAAUCACUAAGUUUCUAUUACUACACAUCUUAAUGAAGUUUAAAAUUCUAUAUGUUGUAGCUCUCCUUUUUUUGACUCUUAUAGGAAUCAAUGGAUCUAAAUCAGAUGAAGAAUAUUGGAAUUCUAUUUGGCCAAACACUCCUAUACCUAAGACACUUUCAGACAUGUUAUUAUCUGAUAUAGGAACCAAUAUGCCUAUCAAAAAUCAAGAAGAAAAACAAUAUUGGACUAUCUUUUUUGAACAUGACCUAUAUCCUGGAAAAACAAUAAAUUUAGGUAUCCAAAAAGAUUCAGAUAUCCAAUCAUCAAAAUCAAUAACACGUGUACCUGUCAAAAAGAAAAACCAUACUUUUAAGACUCGCAAAUGGCUUGGACAAACACCUGGAAAAGAAAAUCAAUCUUUUGAAUCAACCAUUAGGAGCGACAAAGAAACCAAAAUAGAAAUUGAUAGAGCAAAUAAGCCUUUUGGAAAGAGUGUGUGGGGGUAUGAAAAAAAAAUUGAUAGAUCAAAUCAACCUUUUGAAUUUAGUGCGUGGGAUGAAGAAGAAAUUGAAAAAGAAAAUCAACCCUUUGGAUUAUUUGUGUGGUAUAAAAAAGAAAUUGAAAAAGAAAAACAACCUUUGGAAUUUAGUGUUUGGGAUAAAAAAGAAACUGAAAAAGAAGAACAACCUUUUGAAUUUAGUGUGUGGGAUAAAAAGGAAAUUGAAAAAGCAAAUCAACCUUUUGAAUUUUGGGCGUGGUCUAAAAAAGAAACUGAAAAAACAAAUCAACCUUUUGGAUUUUGGGGAUGGUCUAGAAAAGAAACUAAAAAACCAAAUCAACCUUUUGUACAAGAUACACAAAAACCAAGUCAACAUUUUAUAGAAAACAGUUUAGAUGAAAAAGAAACUCAUAUCCUUAACAACUAUUGUGGAACCUCAUCAGCAAUAGGGGAAGACAAAUAUUGUGCCUCGUCACUAAAAUUAAUGAUAGAUUUUGCCAUUUCAAAGCUUGGAAAGAAUAUCAAAGUGAUGUCAAGUUUCUUUUCUCAAAAUCAAGACAAAUAUGUAGUGGAGGAAGUAAAGAAAAUUGGAGACAGAACAGUGAUGUGCCAUAGAUUGAAUUUUAAGAAAGUUGUAUUUUAUUGUCACACAGUCAAUGCGACAACAACUUACAUGGUUCCAUUGGUGGCCUCAGAUGGAACUAAAUCGAAAGCACUUACUAUUUGCCACCAUGACACUAGAGGUAUGAAUCCUAAAGUGUUGUACGAAGUUCUCAAUAUUAAGCCAGGAACUGUCCCCGUUUGCCAUUUUAUCGGAAAUAAGGCUAUUGCUUGGGUACCCGAUAUGAAUGAGUCUGGUGGUCAUCCUUGGGUCAUCUAGUAUAUUUGCAUAAUGAUUGGGAUCUCAUAUUUGGACUUAUUCUAAAAUGAUACGUGAGAAUAAAAAUGAAGUAAAAAUAUUACGUCUUAUGUGUAGUGUCAUCUAUAUAUUAUAAAUAAAACUAGUUCUACAUCAGCUAGAACUAUAUGUUUGUGUUUGUGUAACGUGUCAAUCUAUGACCAUGAUGUACUUUAUAUAGAAUAUUAUCUUUAUAUGGA